AUGGGUGACCGACGGCCGUCCUUCGGCUCCAAGUCGAUGAAGAAGUACGGGGGGGGUGGCGCGCCACGCGUGUCGGACGCCGCCAAGACGGAGAAGAUCAAGGCGGGGGUGAUAAUGUGGGAGGGCAUGCCACCGCAGAAGCUGACCAAGGGCGACCGGCUGGAGCUGGCGACACAGGAAGGCAAGGGGCUGGUCCGGGUACGCAACUGGAAGGGCGGCGACGCGGGCGACAUCCUGUUCACGAUGAUGCUGGGCGACAUACGCAAGUGCGAGGAGCCGUACAGCUUCAAGGAAAAGGGCGUUAACCUGAGCUCGGGGUCGGUGUUCGGCAAGGCGGGGCGGUACCUGGUGCUGGAGGGGAUGAACGACCAGCGGGCGCAGGUGCGGAUCGCCUUCACCAUCGUGGACCCCCAGGCCUGGAUAUCCGCGUUCGGCCUGUUCCCGGAAUUCAAGGCGUCCCGGUGA
Molecule: messenger RNA, 465 nt
Organism: Ostreobium quekettii
Lineage: Eukaryota; Viridiplantae; Chlorophyta; Ulvophyceae; Bryopsidales; Ostreobiaceae
Source: the annotation of a GenBank genome assembly